Molecule: messenger RNA, 3858 nt
Organism: Pyrenophora tritici-repentis Pt-1C-BFP
Lineage: Eukaryota; Fungi; Ascomycota; Dothideomycetes; Pleosporales; Pleosporaceae
Product: Ca2+-dependent lipid-binding protein, contains C2 domain protein
Molecular function (GO): lipid binding
Source: RefSeq, a predicted model, not a curated record
ACCACACAUGCAUUUCUCCACGACCAGUGAAUCCAUGACUUUACACUUGCACCAUCAGACGAUUGCACACAUCCGACAUUCGCUUGCCCCAGACCCCCACGCACUUGUCGACGCGCUACCCCGUACCGUUUCAUCAUGUCCGGCGUAGACGACGUAGACGCACAGCGCAGAAACUACCGACGGCCACACAACGCGCACAAUCCCAUACCUACUGUCCAAAAGUACCGCGAAGAGAAGCAAAGGAGAGCAGACGAGUACGGCUAUUCAGAAGACGCGGGCAACGAGCCAAGCACACGCGACCGCCUUGGUGACGCCUUCAAUGUCUUCAGGCAUGGCAGGGACGUGGAGAAGGCCAACAAUGGCAACGGUCCAUAUGUAGCCACCAACAAGAAUGUCGAGCAGGAAGAUGAAUUGGCCGACGACCACGCUGGGAAGACCGUGUCAAGCGACAAAGACCAGGGCACUCCACAAGACCAAGAUGACGACCAAGGUGUAGAGGACACAACAGAGGGCUACCUGAAGUCGUCAGAUCCCCGACAGGCGCGCAAGCAGAUGAAGAAGUUCCAAGCAGACGGCACGGAGCGCGAGGUUACAGACCCCGUCACCCAUCUGCCAAUCAAGAUCCACGACUACACCAACCAGGAACUGAAGAGCACUGCGAAGAACCCACCUCCCCCCGGAUCAGAGCCGCGGACAAUGACCGGCACCGAUGCAAUUAACAAGAGCGACGAGCAUCUCGAGGAUGAGGCACAAGAGUCCCGGGAUGCACAUGCCGGCAUGGACGUCUUGUUCCCCCCUCCUUCGUUUGACAGAACCCGAGGCGAGAUUACAACCGUCUAUCUGUACGCCGUGACUGUGGGCGUGGGUGCUGCUGCCGUGGGCUUGAUGUUGGUCAAUGCGCUGUUCUGGCCGACGCGACACUCGACGGGCUGGAUGAGACAGCUGCUCAAGCUUGCUGAGCUCGGCACAAUGGCAGCAGUAUCUGCAGGCGUCAUACUCUUCAUUCGUCAAUGGUCAGAGAAUAAGAUCAAGAAUGUGUGGGACGCCGAGGUGUGGCGGGCAGAGCGAGAUCAAGGCCAAAAGCUGGCCAAGACCCAGACGGCCGAGAGUACACAGUGGCUCAACUCGCUUCUGGCUUCAGUAUGGCCGUUGAUCAAUCCAGACUUAUUCACAAGCAUAUCCGACACACUCGAGGAUGUCAUGCAAGCCUCUCUCCCGAGCAUGGUUCGUAUGGUGGCUGUCGAGGACCUUGGUCAAGGUAGUGAGGCUCUUCGAAUUCUCGGUGUCCGCUGGCUCCCUACCGGCGCAGCUGCUAGGUCGGUCGCCUCUGACGGAAAUCUCAAAUCCUCUGGUGAGGAGAAGGGUGACCGGACUGUCCAAGACAAUGGCGAGGGUCAAGCUCAACACCAACAAGACACAAUGGAAGCCGAAGAUGGCGAUUUUGUUAACGUGGAAGUUGCAUUCGCAUAUAGGCCAUCAACGGGUAAAGGCAUUAAGUCACGUGCUAAACAUGCGCAUCUGCUGUUAGCAUUCUACCUCCCAGGCAACGUCAAGCUCCCUGUCUGGGUUGAUCUCGCGGGCGUCGUUGGUGUAAUGCGUUUCCGUCUGCAGCUGUGCCCCGAUCCCCCAUUCUUUUCCGUCUGUACCAUGGCAUUCAUGGGCCAGCCGAAAGUCACACUGUCGUGUGUCCCUCUGAUUAAGAAAGGACCAAAUCUUAUGGAUGUACCUUUGAUCUCCAAAUUUGUCCAGUCGUCCAUGGAUGCCGCCUUGGCCCAAUAUGUCGCCCCCAAGUCUUUGACGCUGGACCUCAAGGAUAUGUUGAUGGGUGAUGAUUUCAAGAAGGACACAGUAACCCAAGGUGUGAUUAUGGUUCACAUAAAGCAUGCAUUCGACUUUAAAGAGGGAGACACCAAGAUUGGGCCUUUCGGAUCAGGCUCCGCUGACCCUUAUAUCAGCGUAGGUUGGGCAAAAUUUGGAAAGCCGGUUUGGUCUACUCGUGUCUUGAAGAGCAAUAUGGAGCCUUCCUGGGAUGAGUUCUGCUUUGUUUGCGUUACCUUCGACGAAUUGAACGUCGAUGAAAAGCUGAGACUACAGCUGUGGGACAGCGAUAGGGUCUCAGCCGAUGACGACCUGGGACGUGUCGAGCUGGAUCUCAAAGGUCUGAUGAAGGGUGACGAGACGAACGGCAAGAUGCAGGACCGUGAAGACGGGUUUAGAGCCCUCAAAGCCGGAGAAGGCAUGCCUGGGAAGCUGAGCUGGAGUGUCGGCUACUUUACGAAAACCAGAAUCACGGACGAUCAGCUAGCCAUGCAAGACGAAGACCCCGAUGUCAAGUCGAUAGACCAACUGAAGAAAAAGAUGUACGCGGAAGCAGAAAACAAACUUCGAGAAGCGAGCCAGGAUCAUCAAGAUGAGGUAGAACAACAAAAGAGAGAGGACUUUAAGAAUCGCCAAGAUCAGCUCAUUAUCGCUUCACCGCCAUCUGAGGAUUACCCCUCUGGUAUUCUGAGCAUUCAGAUCCACCAGAUCACCGGUUUGGAAUUGGAAACGCUGAACAAGAAGCAAGCUUCCGCCAAUGCGGAGGCCACUGAUGAAGAAGAAGAAGGUGAAGACCUUCCUUCGUCGUACUGCACGAUAAUCUUGAACCACAAGAAGGUUUUCAAAACACGCACCAAGCCGAAAAACUCGAAGCCGUUCUUCAAUGCUGGUUGCGAACGCUUCAUUCGUGACGUCCGCAAUACCGAGAUACACAUCGCAGUACGCGAUGCUCGCAUUCACGAGGAUGACGCACUGCUAGGCAUUGUGUAUCUUCCCUUGGAAAAGGUUUUUCAGAAGCGCACCCAAAUCAAUUCCGUUUUCCCACUUGCAGGAGGUAUAGGUUAUGGACGUAUCCGUGUGUCUAUGGUGUUCCGAAGCAUCCAAAUCCAAUUGCCGAAGAACAUGCUCGGUUGGGACUAUGGUACCGUGGAUAUCAAACCCUCUGUGAAAGCUAUCGAUCUCCCAGAAGACUUGCAGCCACUGAGGCUUAAGGUGCGGACCUCGCUGGAUCAUGCGAAGUUGCAUUCACGCGGACGCAAUGGUAAAGUUCAUUCGGAAGAUGGUUCAACUGUCUGGACAUCGAGGAGGAACAGACCAAUUCGCUUGCCUGUUCGUGCGCGGUACUGCGCCCCGCUGGUCUUCGAGUUUAGGCAGGAUGCGACAUUGAAAGAUCACACGCCUGCUUUCGGCGUUUUUUGGCUCAAGGACAUACCUGAUAACGAGGAGCAAACGGUGCGUGUCCCCAUUUGGAGUGGCGACUUGAAGCGUGCUGAGGAAAACGUGCUCGACACCUAUGGCGAGAAGGUGGGCGAGAUUGAAGUAACGUUAACGAUGUGGUCCGGCCUAUCUGGUUACCAUGAGAAGCUUGCCAAGGGAGAUAAGCAUCUGGCGCAAGUCAUGGAAGUCCUCGACACUUGUAACGACCAAGAGUGGGAUGAUUGGGACGAUUCGCAGAGCUCUGACAGACCCGACAUCAAUAGCAACAAGGAAACCGACAAUGACAGCUCAAGCUCUUCUUCUUCUGACUCGGAGGAAGAUGGUGAUAGCGGCCCCAGCAAGUUCCUACCAGACUUCCUUCAGAAAGAUAAAAAGAGCAAUUCAAAACUGAGCGAGCAUGGUGGUCGAGGCCCCAUUAGCCAGACCAAGGAAUACAAUGCCUCUGCAAAGCAGCUGCAUCGGAGAAAUAGGGGCAUGAUGCAGUGGAAAGGACCUCGAACAUUGGCUUGGAUGAAGCAUGUAGGUGAUCGCGGAAAGAAGAAGGUGGGCCACUUAUUCAAUCAUCAUGAACGGAGCGGCGAUGGGAUCGAGACGGAGGCUUAG